GUUGCAGAAACACUCCAGGUUUUGCAGGCGACGGAAAGCCGGUCGCGACACAAAACCGGCCAUGGAAUCAUAUUCGCAGGGCUACUACGUACCAUAAGAAGUGUACUCACUGUGGGGCGUGACCAGCCACUCACGAUCCGUCUCACUUCGUCGCCGGACGUUCGGGCACGUAGCCUGACACUACGCCGCACUUUGUCAAACCCCGAAAUGUCCGUCGUACGUAUCGCGUUAUUGCACAAUCGUAUUGCUGAUAUGGUACAAGUAUCAUAAGUAGCAAUACUGGAUGAAAGAUAUCUUUUUCCACUACACCUCAACAACAUCACACCCGACCAUGUUAGGAAGCGAGCCUAUGGAUCAAGAUUUGGAGGCGAAAGAGGAGGACGUGAGCUCUACAAUGGCGACGAAAGAGGAGGAUGUGAGCUCGAAUAACGAAGAGAGGCAUGAUGAGCAAUCUCGGUCGAACGUGGUAGACUGGGAUGGGCCCGACGACCCUGCCAAUCCGCAAAACUGGAGUACGACGAGGAAGUUGUUGUUCACAUUCAGCAUUUCGCUUUGCACCUUCACCGUCUCGUUUGGCAGCAGUGUCUUGUCUUCGGGGACAGAAGUGCUCUCUGCACAAUAUGGCGUCAGCCCGGUCGUCAUCACUUUAACGCUCUCGUUGUACGUGUUGGGAUUCGCAGCAGGACCGUGGGUAUGGGCUCCCCUCAGUGAGUACAGAGGGCGAUGCGAGCCUUUCUUGAUCGGAUAUGUCGGCUUCAUCUGUUUCACCGUCGGCGUGGCGACCGCCCAGAAUCUAUACACCAUCAUGAUAUGCCGAUUCAUGCAAGGCGCAUGGGGAGUAUCGACCAUCACCGUCGUUCCGGGUCAGCUUGUCGAUGUCUGGGAUCAAAGCCGUCGUUCGCUUGCCAUGAUGGCGUGGGGUGCAACGAUUGUGGUUGGACCAACGCUCGGUCCAAUCAUCGGAAGCUUUACGGUAAAAAACGAAAGUCUGGGAUGGCGCUGGACCAUGUGGUUCACUUUGAUCAUAGCCGCAACCUUUCUGGUUACAACCUUGAUCGUGAUCAGGGAGACCUGGGCGCCGGUGCUCCUGCAACGAAAAGCCAGGCGUCUCCGACAGGAGACUGGAAAUUGGGCCAUCCACUCCAAGCUGGACGAGCAGCCGACCAACAUUAAACAGCUCCUCCAAAAAUACGGGCUCAAGCCCAUGCUCAUGCUCAUUCACGAGCCGAUCCUCGCGGCAGUCACCCUGUACCUCGCCUUCAUCUACGGCAUCAUCUACCUCACCUUUGAGGCAUAUCCCUACGCCUUUGGCACCGUACGAGGAUGGGAGGACGGCGUGUCAACGUUGCCAUUUUUGUCGCUUGGCGUCGGCUACUUCAGCGGCUUCGCAAUAUCCUUCUUGAUUCAGCAGGCGAUCAAGCGUCGUAAAGCCGCUACUGGACAGGCGAGCGUACCCGAAGACCAGCUUCCUCCGAUGAUUGUAGGCAGCUUCAUCUUCAUCAUCGGGAUGUUUUGGUUUGCCUGGACGUCCAACCCUCACAUCACAUGGGUGCCUCAGGUUCUCUCUGGUGGAUUCAUUGGCGCGGGCAUCUUCAUGCUGUUCUUGGCAUGCCUGACAUACCUGAUGGAGUGUUAUGCCGCUUCCGCCAACAGCGCGCUUGCCGCCAACACCAUCGUUCGGAGCAUGGUGGCCGCGGGCUUCCCACUGUUCGCCACGGCAAUGUACCACAAUCUCGGCGUGCCGUGGGCCAGCAGCGUGCUGGCAUUUUUGGCCAUUGCCAUGACUCCGUUCCCCAUCAUCUUCUACCUGUACGGCAAGAAGAUUCGCAGCUGGAGCAAAUAUGCAUUUUAGACUAGACGGGAGGCCCCAGAUGCAAUAGAUAGAGAGAUAUCAGCUCGGAAAGGGCAAAAGAGAAAAAGAUAGAGAAAAACACGACACGCGCGUAUCUUGGUGCAGUCAUACAAGGUUGUCCGCUUACAUGCAUUGCUCGUAUUAGCCUCUCGGAUUCCGUGCGACUGGCACGCGUCAACUGGCCGCGCCCAG
Messenger RNA from Neohortaea acidophila, 2044 nucleotides. Its product is annotated as synaptic vesicle transporter. The record is from RefSeq and is a predicted model, not a curated record. Bases 284 to 1852 code for a protein of 522 amino acids. Gene Ontology annotation, molecular function: transmembrane transporter activity. Gene Ontology annotation, biological process: transmembrane transport. The transcript is spliced from 3 exons. NCBI's taxonomy places the organism in Eukaryota, Fungi, Ascomycota, Dothideomycetes, Mycosphaerellales, Teratosphaeriaceae.